Molecule: messenger RNA, 1923 nt
Organism: Striga asiatica
Lineage: Eukaryota; Viridiplantae; Streptophyta; Magnoliopsida; Lamiales; Orobanchaceae
Source: the annotation of a GenBank genome assembly
UAUAGGCAGACGCCUCAUUAAUCAGCUAUUGUUAGAACGAGAGAUCAGCGCCAACGAGGGGCAUCGACCUUGCGUCUUUAGUUUUCUUUGUUCAGUUCGCGGAUCUGCUCCGGCGUUCCCUCACGAGAUCGGGCGUUCUCCACCGUCCGUUCUCGCACGAUUACUCAAAUUUGCUUUCCACAAGUUCUCUCGUUUAUUAUACAAGGAGGCUGUUUCCCAGGUUCAAACUGUUGGGAAUAUACUGGGCUAACUCCAAUGGGAACAGACACUGGGAGCUGGUAUUUGGGGUUAAAUUAUGAUCAGUGGGUGGCACUUCCGGUAUCUGGUCAUCGACCUGCUGCUCGUUACAAGGUUAUCAAGUGGGAAACAAAACUUCUCCUUCUGGCUGGACUCUCGAAGGAUAGCAGUGACUGGGUGACAGUACGUUUCUUUGAUCUUGAAUCCUACAAUUGUGGUGUUGUUGAGACCUUUGGAAAUGCCCCGGUGAAUCGCAGUGGGCAAUCUGUUACACUCUUCAGUUCUAAACUUAUCAUGUUUGGUGGAGAAGACUGUAAUGGGCGGCUACUGAAUGAUGUUCAUGUUCUUGAUUUGGAGACGAUGACAUGGAGUGCUGUUGAGACUACGCAGACACCACCAUCUCCCAGAUUUGAUCACUCGGCUGCACUACAUGCUGAACGUUAUCUUUUUAUAUUUGGUGGAUGCUCUCAUUCUGUCUUUUUCAAUGACCUCCAUGUGCUGGACCUGGAAACGAUGGAAUGGUCCCAACCACAGAUGCAAGGUGAUUUGGUGACUCCCAGGGCAGGUCAUUCCGGUAUUGCAGUUGAAGGAAAUUGGUUUAUAGUUGGUGGUGGAGAUAAUAAAAGUGGUGCAGUGGAAACCAUCACUAUAAAUAUGUCUAAACUUGUUGUGUCUGUACUGACUAGUGUAAAAGAAAGAGACCCACUAGCUAGUGAGGGAAUUAGCAUUUCUUCAGCAUCACUAGGUGGUGAUACGUUUUUGAUAACUUUUGGUGGCUACAAUGGGAAGUAUUUCAACGAGGUAUUUGUUAUGAGGGUCAAACCAAGGGACUCACUAAGUCCUAAGCUAUUGCAAUCACCAGCGGCUGCUGCUGCUGCUGCUUCAGUUACAGCUGCAUACGCAUUGGUAAAAUCUGAGCCAUUGGAUAUGACUGAAAAAGAUGAUCCAAAUUCUAAAGUAAUCGCCAUAGAUACCACUCAGCAGAAUCUUUCUGUACAAAUCAAUUCACUGACAGAAGACAAGAAGGCCUUGGAGUUGUCACUUGCCGAGAUAAAGACUGAGAACUCUGCCAUCAAGGCUAAGAUUGAAGAAGUUAAUGGAAAUUAUGCUGAGCUGUCCAAGGAACUUCAUUCAGUGCAAGGACAACUGGUUGCUGAGAGAUCAAGAUGCGCCAAAUUAGAGGCACAAAUAGGGGAGCUACAGAAAAUGCUAGAAUCACUGCCAUCAUUAGAAAGAGAGGUUGAGUCCCUUCGGUCUGAAAAAUCUGCAUUCGAACGUGAUUUGGAGCUUGCUGCAGCUGUCCAGACACAGAGGUCUGGUGGUAUUUGGAAAUGGGUUUCUGGUUAAUAACUGAACCAUGUCGCUUCAGCCCAAAGGUCGUGGGCCAUUAGUGGGUAAUCGUUAUACAUUCAUUUGGGUGCAUAUACUUGGCUACAAUGAAUUCUUGCAGCUGUUCUCUUGUACGAUUAUUUGAGACUUGGCACGAAUGGAAUUGUAUUUUGAGUUUUUACGUUAUCGGAUUCUCAAUUUUCGUGGAUGAAAACAUAUGUUACUUUUUUUUUCUUAUGUUGUUUUGUGUAAGUACUUAGAAAGAGAAUGAUAUGUGUUAUGGCUAUACAAAGUUCCAUUAGCAGUCAAUUCUCCCGUCAAAUACGUAAAAUAAAUUUUAAUGGUUUUUUGUGAUGA